GCUCAUCCAUCCAGAAGUACGGUCAUAAUGUCUUCGUUCAAGUUGACCCUUCCAGCAGAACUCCUGCACGAUAUCCUUGCACCCGUCAUCGACUCGGAGACCGAAGACCAGGAAUUUCGCAGCUGUCGAUCCAUUCCAUACGAGAACAGCGGUGCGCGAUGGCGGUACGGGAACGAAGCUCUGCGUGCCGAAGAGCGCCGGCCGCCUGCUCUCCUGCUUGUCUGCAAGGCUUGGAAUCGCAUCGGGACGCCAUUGCUGUACCGCACGAUCAUCCUGCGGUCCAAGGGACAAGCCGAAGUGCUGGCGAGGACUCUGACGACACUAGCGCCCGAUCUCGGCAGCUCGGUCAGACGGUUGCGGCUGGAAGGGGGAUAUGGGAGGGUUGUACUUCAGAUCCUGAAGGCAACGACCCGCGUAUCGGAACUGGUGCUUGUACUGUCCUUGCGCUCGGAUGACAGCAUCUCGGGACUCGUGCGCGGCCUUGCGUUGCCUGCCGUCAACCCCGCUGAGAUCCGGCUGAUCUGCGAAUAUGAGCACGAUUUGAAGAAACGGAAGACGCUCGUCCAAACUCUCGCAGAGGCUUUCAAGGGCUGGAGCAACUUGAAAAAGGCGCAUAUACCCUGGAUCACGGAUGGCCGCAAUGGCCAGGGAACUGUAGAUUUCAUAUCUCUGCUCGAAGGGCUGGCGACCACACCCUCCCUGCAAAUCGUGGUCCUACCUCGGGAGGUCCAGAAACACGACCGCUUCUUCGCAGCACUGAAGACGCUCGCAACUAACCGCGCGCUACGCUGCAUCGACAUGUCGCGCCAUGCGCAGCAGAAAAACGCCCUCGACAAGGCCAUCGCGUCCGACCCGCGACUUCGUGCGGUGUGCAAGUACGAAGAUCCGGCGACGUAUCGACCGAGCACGUUCAUAGCGCUGCGGAGGGCGUUUCGGGAGCGUGCGAUGAACCCGCCGCCGCCGCGCGAGCCGACGCCAGAGCCGCUAGCCGCGACGCCUCCCGCGAGCGGAAGGACACCAAUCCAGGAGCAGCCCCUGGAGGUCCAGGAGCGCGUGUGGUGUAGGGUGUUUGAUUUCGCGCAGAUGCAUUCGUCGUAUGAGGGGAGGUGCACGGCAGAGCGGCUGAUGGGCGUCUGUCGGCUUUGGAGGCGCUUGCUCUUCGUUCGCCUGUACACGAACGCCAAACCGCAGGACUGGUACGGCGCGGUCCUGCUGGGCGACGCGUGCAGAAUCGACCCAUCGCUCGGUCGGCACGUGCGCACGCUCGAGCUCUGCAACAAGGUCGAGCGCGACCUCUACGUGCCCCUCAACGCGGUCGUCAACAACAUGCCGAACCUCUCACAGAUAAAGUCCCAAGGAUGGCGGCGGGAUUCGCCCCGCCGGUUUGCGACGCCGCCAACACUCUUCAUCGAGUGGGGCGAGUUUGCGGGGCUGGCGAAGAGCGCGGAGGGCUUGGAGGUGAUUGGGGGCGUGCAGGUUAGGAAGAAGUUUGUGGGUAAAGAAGUGGGGAAGCGGCAGCCCGGUGCGACGAAGGGCGUAGCGACGAGGUCAAGGGUCAACGCGCCCACCACGCCCGUUGCGUCUGCUGUAGACCCAGCCGCGCCUACCGCUGAACCAUCCGACGCGGCGCGCCAUGACGAACAGCCCGACGAAGCGCGCCACAGCGCGCUCAAAGAGGUCUCGGUCCCUGUGGGGUCCCUGACACCGUUCCGCGCGCUGCGUGUACUGCACUUUGGUGCGUCGGUGAAGCUCAAGUUCAAGGAUGGCGCCAUAGACCCGGCUAUUUUCCCCGUCCUCGAAGACCUGGAGUUCGAGCCGAGCCAUACGUCAGUUCUGCGGUUGUUCUCCAUCUUGGAACUUCCCCGCCUCCGGCGUCUCGCGCUGCAUGGCCGGUCGCAGACCGCGGAGCACGCAGCGCACUUUCUGGAGAAUCAUGGGCCGAAGAUCGAGGAGCUCGAGCUCGCGUACUUCCCGACGGAGGUGAUUUUCGAGAGCUGCAUGCACAUGAAGCGUUUGCGUAUCGAGGCUGAUAGGCCGCCCGAGAAUUAUUCGGCCAGUGAAUGGACGUCGACGUCGCUCGAGACGGUGAUCUCGUUGCCUCGUCCGCCAUCUCAUGGACCAACCCUGGCGCAGUGGGGAGCAUUCUUGUCGUCGCUGGACCCGGCGCGCUUGCCGCAGCUCAAGGAGAUCCGGGUGCAGAAACAUUGGCCGACGCAUGAGCGAGCAAUCAAGAAGUCAGUCUGGGUGGCGUAUGCUGAGGAAUUGCAGGAUAAGGGGAUCCAGAUAGUGGACAGUAGUGGUCUGCCGUGGGUGCGCAGAGCAGGCGUUCGGUCGCGGGCGCUUCGAUAGUGGCCAGUCCAGGACGUGUAGUCAGAGAAGUAGGUCCUAUGAGACUGCAUGUGAACCAACGACCAUGCUGAUGCGUGUCGACCGCUCACAUAUGGCCUGUUUGGCACGCGCAGCCUUUUCAAAGUAAGCCAAACAAUAGCUCAGAAAACCCAGUUCACCACUUCCGUUGCAACUUCGCCCACUGCGACAAUCGAAGAUAGCGAAGCCAUAAUACAGUCUACUCCUUCGUUCAAAUCCAAUUCUCCCACUCACAUGCACCUGCCUUCGUCAUCCACUGCAGCCCACCACUAGCACCAAAGUGCUAUCCCUUUUGCCCUCAACUCCUCCGCGUGAGGUAACCACAUUCUGCCUAC
Molecule: messenger RNA, 2702 nt
Organism: Schizophyllum commune H4-8
Lineage: Eukaryota; Fungi; Basidiomycota; Agaricomycetes; Agaricales; Schizophyllaceae
Exons: 8
Coding region: 28-2349 (773 amino acids)
Source: RefSeq, a predicted model, not a curated record